AUGACUUUGUCUCAGGAGCUUGCAUCGUGGUAUUCUCCCUCGUAUAUGCAAACCUCUCAUCCACCGCAAAUUGGCGGUAAAGCACCAUCUUCUCCGCGUUUGGCAUUUCCCGCUGAUAAUGGAAACCCAACCUUAUUGGCAUUCCUCCGACAUUGCGGGUGUCCAGUCGCUGAAGUAGCGCUCCUUGAAAUGCGCACCGCGGCUGCCCAGCACCCCGAUAUCAACUUUGUCGCUAUAUCUCAUAGUGAUCAGCAGUCAACUGAGAAGUGGCUGAGUGCCGUUGGUGGUGCCGGUUCUGUCACUAUUAUCGUUGAUGCCGACCGUGAAAUUUAUGCAAAGUGGGGGCUGGGAGUUGUUCCCUGGGGCCAUGUACUCAGUCCAUCGGGGAUGUUGGCAGUCUUUAAGAUGGGACAGGAGAAGGGUAUCUGGAAUCGGCCAACAGAGAGUGGUAGCAGAUGGCAGUCCAGUGGGUAUUGGGCUGUCGAUGAGAGAGGUUUUGUACGAUGGGGCGGCCCUGCAGCGACAGUGGAUGAGGUGGUUGAUACCGCAAAGGCCAUUGAGGUUUUGCGAGAAUCGCGCCAGGAUUGA
Messenger RNA from Penicillium longicatenatum, 588 nucleotides. RefSeq lists its product as uncharacterized. Lineage: Eukaryota; Fungi; Ascomycota; Eurotiomycetes; Eurotiales; Aspergillaceae. The record is from RefSeq and is a predicted model, not a curated record. Bases 1 to 588 code for a protein of 195 amino acids. The transcript is spliced from 2 exons.